This is a messenger RNA of Erigeron canadensis, 906 nucleotides long. RefSeq lists its product as uncharacterized. The coding region runs from base 1 to 906 and encodes 301 amino acids. The transcript has a single exon. The record is from RefSeq and is a predicted model, not a curated record. NCBI's taxonomy places the organism in Eukaryota, Viridiplantae, Streptophyta, Magnoliopsida, Asterales, Asteraceae.
AUGUGCAAGGAAUUUGAGCAAAUAAUGAAAGGGACUUUUGAGAUGAGUGCUAUAGGAAAGAUGAACUUCUUUUUGGGUUUACAAGUUGAACAGAAGAAGGACGGAUUCUUUAUUCAUCCGACGAAGUAUGCACAAGCUAAACUAAAGCGUUUUGGAAUGGAAGAUACUUCACCGAUGGAUACUCCUAUACAAAAGAACCAUCAACUUGGAUUGUUCUCUUUUAAUGAUCCAAAAGUUGAUCCUACUCGUUACAGGGCCAUGAUAGGUUCAUUGAUGUAUCUUACUACAUCAAGACCAGAUAUCAUGUUUGCGGUUUGUUUGUGUGCACGUUAUCAGUCCUGUCCCAGGGAAAGCCAUAUGAAACCUGUAAAACGAAUUCUUCGCUACCUCAAGGGUCAACCAGUGCUGGGACUCUGGUAUUCGAUUGGGGGAGACUUUGAAUUCAUGUCAUAUAACGAUGCUGAUUAUGGUGGCUGCAAUUAUGAUAGGAAAUCGAGUUCAGGUGGAUGUCAGUUCUUAGGAGGAAGAUUAGUGUCCUGGCAGUGUAAGAAGCAGACUUCUGUUGCGAUCUCGUCUUGCAAGGCCGAAUACAUGGCAACGGGUAGAUGUUGUUCACAGGUUCUAUGGAUUCAGCAACAACUGUGUGAUUACGGUCAGAACUUUCUCUGUACUCCUAUUAAGAUAGAUAAUGAAUCCACCAUAUCCAUUACCAAUAAUCCUGUUAAGCACGGUAGGACUAAGCACAGAGACAUAAGGUUUCAUUUUAUACGUAAUUGUGUUGAAAAGAAGUUAAUAGUCCUAGAAAAGGUGCCGAGUGACUUUAAUUUAGCAGAUCUGUCCACUAAGGCUUUCGACCAAACUCGUUUCGAGUUGCUAGUCCAAUUGAUUGGAAUGAGAAAUCUAUAG